CGAUGUAAACAUCCGUUAUGGCUGAAAACAUACCACAUGGAUCACCUGUUGCCAAUUUUCUACAAAAUAUUGACUUAGCAAGACGGCAAAUCAGAGAUGAAAGCUCCUCACACCGAGAAGAUGGAGAAUUAAAUGCUGACAAACUCUGGUCACGAAUGGAGAAUGUAUUUAAAAUAAUAUCACAUGAAGCCACAAAGAUUUCCCUGGCCUUCAGCGGUAGCCCAGUACCAUCAGAAAAGGAAUGCACUUCACUGUUUAGCUCUGCAGAACAGGCAACAUUGGCUCUUGUUUCAGUAUUCUACUCCCUGCCAACAUCACAAGGUUUGAGGUUAAAGAAAUCAACAAAAGAAGCCAUACUCUCCCUGCUUGACAGUCUGAGGGAGCUUAUAUCCAGUAUCCACGAGGGAUGUCGGGGUAACCAGCAACAGCUGCAGUCAACAGGAGCUGUUUGGCAGGAUGCUGAUGUCUUCUCUACAAUUCCAAAGAAUAACAAGGAAGCUGUUAUUCACGAAUUGAAAAUAUCCUCCCAGCUGAUCAGGGACGCUUUAACAGAGCUAGAGCAGGCAAUUGAGGAGGGUGGUUCUUCUGAUGGACUCUUUGGAUCAGAGGGGGAGGAGGAGGGUCCACAAUGGACAGAAUUGGACAAAACUGUAACUAAACCCUGCGUUGGCCUCAUCAAAACCACCAAAUCACUGCUAAAGAAAACCAUGGAAUGUGUCCAGACAAAUGGACAGACACAGCAGUCUACAGAGAUUCAGGAGCUAGACAAAUUGGCAGACCUAGCGGAGAGACUGAGCCCCGCUGUGGACGACCUGAUUUUGGACUUGUAUCCUCCAAUGGUCAGGGAGAACGUUCAGGAAAAGGGGAAAACCUUGUACGACACACAGAAGACAAUUUUAGAGUUUCUAAGAUCAGCUCAUAUGACAGGAGAAAAUGAACAAAAAUGGCUGGAAUUUUUAUUGAAAGCAAAUCAGCAUAAUUAUGAGAAUAUUUUAAAAUCAUCUGAUGACAAUUUUACCAAAUAAA
This is a messenger RNA of Saccostrea echinata, 1026 nucleotides long. Its product is annotated as cyclin-D1-binding protein 1 homolog. Gene Ontology annotation, biological process: regulation of cell cycle. NCBI's taxonomy places the organism in Eukaryota, Metazoa, Mollusca, Bivalvia, Ostreida, Ostreidae. The record is from RefSeq and is a predicted model, not a curated record. The transcript has 10 exons. The coding region runs from base 18 to 1025 and encodes 335 amino acids. Gene Ontology annotation, cellular component: nucleus.